This is a messenger RNA of Bufo gargarizans (Asiatic toad), 2272 nucleotides long. RefSeq names its product serine active site containing 1 (gene SERAC1). The record is from RefSeq and is a predicted model, not a curated record. NCBI's taxonomy places the organism in Eukaryota, Metazoa, Chordata, Amphibia, Anura, Bufonidae. Bases 140 to 2110 code for a protein of 656 amino acids. The transcript is spliced from 17 exons.
CCAACUCAUUAGCAAUCAUAUCUUAAUACCAGAGCGAUAACAUUAACGAAGUUGUACCACAAAGACUUGACUACUCCUUCAGUAUUCGUCUGUCAAAAUGGUGAACGUUCUCAAGGGUGUCCUUGUAGAAUGGUAAAAUAUGUCGGUAGCAGUGCAUUGUCUCAUCUGCUGUAGGAAAAUAACUACAUCUGGAACUGCAUCAAGAUGUGACCACAGCUGGAAAGAUAUCAGAAAUAUUGCAAGGAUUACAGGAUCACUGUUUUUAGGAGGUUGUGUGUUUAUCACGUAUGAAAUCCAGUCCCUCAGAAAAGCCAUUACACUUGACACGCAAGCAGUCCAACAAGAGAAGUUGAAGUCAUAUAUCUAUGUGCACACUUUGGCAGCAGAUAAAAAUAAUUUGCAAGGAAUCACAAAUAAAUUAAGAAAAGAGUUUCACAAAACAACUAUAAAAGCUCUGGAAGCUUCAUCAAGACUGUUCAGGAAAGAAUAUGAUAGAGAAAAAUACAGCAAAUCAAACAUGGAGGACCACGAGCUUCCUCUUUGGCUUCUUUUGAAGGGCACACAGUCAACAGAUAAAAAAGUCAGAUUGGAAGCUGUCCAGAACAUGGCAGGAAUCCAUUAUUGGCGUGAUUACCAGUAUCGGACAGUGGCACAAGCAUGUGACAGAAGAACAACGGUUGGGUUAGCCAGGAGCAAAAAUGUAGACCUUCGAUUCUUCCUUCCUCCUCCAGCGCUGCCAAAAGUAGAUGAUAACUAUUACAUAGAGGAUGAGGUACGCCAGUUGCUGUCCUCCCUUCCACAGACAGUAGUUGACCAAUGUAUAAAGUAUUUUACGUCACUGGCAUUGAGAGAGAGCAGUCAGUCCCUAGUAGCCCAAAUGAGAGGAUUGUGGUGCUUUGGGGGAAAUGGACUACCAUAUGCUGAAAGUCUCAGUUCUGUUCCAUCUGAAAAACUGGAAGUAUACAGCCUACAGGCUUUAUUGAAACAUUCUAGGAUUUCUACCCAUGUUGACAGUAUAGUGUCAAACGGAGGGCUGCAGCUGCUGCAGAGAAUAUAUCUGCUCCGCAAGGAUUCUCAGAAAAUACAAAGGGGUAUAAUGCGUGUAAUUGGAAACCUGGCUUUACAUGAGCAUCUGCACUCAAGGAUAGUGGAUUCAGGCUGGAUUUCUUUGCUGGCGGAAGCAAUGAAAUCUCCUUAUGUCAUUCAGACAUCACAUGCUGCAAGAGCAUUGGCUAAUUUGGACCGGGAUACGGUUAGUGAAAAAUACCCUGAUGACGUUUAUGUGCUUUACCCACAACACAGGACAAGCCAGCCUAUAAAAGCAGAUGUUCUAUUUGUCCAUGGUCUGCUGGGAGCAGCCUUCAAAACCUGGCGCCAACAAGAUCGCGAUCAACCACUGGAUGAAAGUGCUGCUCAGGAAGAAGACUAUACAGAAUGUUGGCCAAAGGACUGGCUGGCAGUAGACAUACCUGCUUUAAGAAUUAUUUCUGUGGAAUACGACACUCAUCUAAGCGACUGGAAAGCAAAAUGCCCUGUAGACAAUGACAGGAAAUCUAUGGCUUACAGAAGCUCUGAACUCCUUAAAAAGCUAAAGAUGGCUGGUGUUGGUAAGCGGCCAAUAAUAUGGGUAUCCCAUAGCAUGGGAGGACUGUUAGUUAAAAAGAUAUUGGUAAAUGCAUCAAGGGAUGAAGAGAUGCAAGAUUUUGUGAAGAACACAAGAGGGAUUGCCUUUUACAGUGUUCCCCACCAUGGUUCUCGACUGGCAGAAUAUUCAGUUAAUGCAAGAUUGCUACUUUUUCCAUCUAUAGAAGUUAAGGAGCUUAGCAAAGAUUCCCCUGCACUGAAAAAGCUAAAUCAAGAGUUCAUAGAAUUUGCCAAAAACAAAGACUUCAAGGUUGUCAGCUUUUCGGAAACAUUGCCAACACGAGUAGGCAGCAUGAUGAAACUGCAUGUAGUUCCAGCAGAAUCAGCAGAUUUGGGUAUUGGUGAAAUAAUUUUUGUGGAAGUAAACCAUCUAAACAUCUGCAAGCCAAAGAGUAAGGACUCAUUCAUCUACCAACGUACUUUGAACUUCAUCAUUGAUGCCUUGGGUGCUGACCUUAGACAGUAGUUAUCCACUAAAAGCUCUCUUAAAGCGGAUCUGUAAUCUCUCCUGACAUGUCUGUUUUAGCAACUACAUGUAAUAAUUCUGGAGCAUCUAUUCUUAUGACUCUAUGUUGUGCCAUUCUCUUAUUAUUCCUGCUAGAAGUUAUGAAUUAAUUGCCAGCACUGA